Dromiciops gliroides (monito del monte) is the source of this 3775-nucleotide messenger RNA. It is a transcript of the gene WDR43, whose product is annotated as WD repeat domain 43. Gene Ontology annotation, molecular function: protein binding. NCBI's taxonomy places the organism in Eukaryota, Metazoa, Chordata, Mammalia, Microbiotheria, Microbiotheriidae. The record is from RefSeq and is a predicted model, not a curated record. Gene Ontology annotation, biological process: maturation of SSU-rRNA from tricistronic rRNA transcript (SSU-rRNA, 5.8S rRNA, LSU-rRNA). The coding region runs from base 24 to 2057 and encodes 677 amino acids. Gene Ontology annotation, cellular component: nucleolus. The transcript has 18 exons.
GCUGCUGCGGGGCCAGAAGAGCAAUGGCGGCGAGUGGCGGAGGCCGCCGAGACCCCCUGGCUCCCUCCCGGAUUCCUUGUGCUUUCUCUCCGCGGGGCCAGCACUACUUCACGUUAGCCGGUCCGGAUGGUCACUUGCGGGUGUGGGAGACAGCUAGCAACCGCCUGCACCAAGACUUUGUUCCUUCCGCUCACCUCAGCGCCACCUGCACCUGCCUGGCCUGGGCCCCGCCGCGGUCGCUGGCCAAGGAAGGUCCCCAGAGGAAAAAACGGAAAUCUGAAGCUGUAGGAACCAGUGACCAGGUUGACCUAUUGGCCAUUGGUACAGCGGUUGGCAGCAUUUUAUUAUACAACACAGUAAAAGGAGAGUUACAGAGCAAACUAGUAAGUGGUGGACAUGACAGUAAAGUAAAUUGCAUACAAUGGCACCAAGAUAAUGAAUGUUUGUAUAGCUGUUCAGAUGAUAAACAUAUUGUGGAAUGGAAUACACAGACUUGCAGAGUAAAGUGCAAAUGGAAAGGUGACAUCAGCAGUGUCAGUGCUUUGUGCAUCAGCCCUGAUGGGAAGAUGUUGCUUUCGGCUGGUCGAACUAUCAAACUAUGGGAUUUGGAGACUAAAGAAGUCUAUAGACAUUUUACAGGUCAUGCAACAGCUGUUUCAUCACUUAUGUUCACAACUAUAAGACCUCCUAGCGAAAGUCAGCCCUUUGAUGGAAUUACAGGCCUUUAUUUCUUGUCUGGAGCAGUACAUGACCGGUUACUUAAUGUGUGGCAAGUUCGGUCAGAAAAUAAAGAGAAGAAUGCAGUGAUGUCUUUUACGGUUACUGAUGAACCAGUCUACAUUGACCUGACUCUGUCAGAAAACAGAGAGGAGCCCGUAAAGUUAGCUGUUGUUUGCAGAGAUGGACAAGUCCAUUUAUUUGAACACAUAUUAAACGGAUGCUGCAAAAAGCCUUUGACUUCAAAUUGCACUAUUCAGAUCGCAACAUCUGGGAAAGACAAAGAAUCAACACCAAAACCUAUCCCAAUUCUAGCUGCAGCUUUUUGUUCAGACAAGCAAUCUUUGCUACUUGUAUAUGGCAGUCAUUUGCAGCCAGCUAUUGAAAGAGUGUCUUUGAACUCCAAAGAACCCCAUGUGUGUCUGAUAAGAGAUGUCAAUUCCUGGACUCCAAAAAUAGGAGGAAUUGCUGUAACAAAGGUAAAAACACCAGUGAUGAACUCUGAGGCCAAAGUUUUAGGCCCUGGGAUUCCUGGACAUCAUGCAGCCAUCAAACCUACACUGGAGACAGAGAAAACAGAAAGCAAAAGGAGAGUAAAGGAAAAUGAGCAAGUUAGCAUUGAAGAGCGAUUGGGAGCAAUGGACAUAGACACCUUGAAAGAAAAAAGAAAAGGGGACCUGAAGGCAGACAGCUACCCCGUUCUUCUAGUUCAAGGCCUAGAAAGCAACGACUGCUAUAUGCUAAAUAAAGUACUUCAAACAAGAAAGGACACCUUAAUAAGAAAUACAGUGUUAAGGAUUCCAGUAUAUGCUGUUAUUCCUUUAUUGAAUGAGCUUACUAAGAGGUUGCAAGGGCAUCCAAAUAGUGCGGUGCUUAUGGUUCCAUGGUUAAAAUCUGUGUUAACCAUACAUGCAUCUUAUCUCUCCACAUUGCCUGACCUGGUACCCCAGCUGGGCAUGCUAUACCAGCUGAUGGAGAGCAGAGUCAAAACCUUAAGGAAGCUCUCUCGACUGCAUGGAAAACUCAUCCUUCUUAUUACACAGGUGGCAGCAUCUGAAAAAACUCAAGGUGUGCCUCCGCCUGAGCAGACGGCCAAACUGGUUUAUGAGGAAGAAUCUUCUGAAGAGGAGUCUGAUGAUGAAAUAAUGGCAGAUAAGAAUUCUGAUGAGAAUUGGGAGGAGGAUGAAGAAGACAGAGAAAGUAAAAAGGAUGAAGAUGAAGAUGAUGAACACGAAAUAGAUCAGGACACAGAAAAUGGUGAGGAGAAAGAAAUGGCUCUUGAAAAAGAAAUAAAUGGAGAUUCUGAUUUGGACCCAGAAAAUGAGAGUGAAGAAGAAUGAAGAAGCAAGGAAAAAUAGGCCAAUAGAACUAUAAACUCUGGCUCACAUUCUUGAAUGCUGCUGCCAUGUUCUCCUGGAGAGGGCGGUCUCUGGCAGAAUGCAGAAGGCCCUCUCACCUUUCCAAAUUCAAAAUGGUGGUCUCACCAUGCCAGCCCCCUUGUCCUUUCCACCUCAAACAUAACUGUGUAAAUAAGAAUGUUUCUUUCAAUUGUUAAUAAACUUUACACAGUAAAUAGACACAUUUUUCUGCAACAUACUGACACGAUUGUCCUACAUAUCUUAUAUUUUUAUAAUAUAAUAAAGUCCUGGAAUGAUUGGUUAUAUCAAGAAUUGAGUUAAAUGAAGAUAAGGAAAUUCUCCCAUCUUCUCCCUCCCCCUUCCCCCCCCCCCCCCCAACCACAGCCCAACCUGUUCUUUGGAGGAAUCUGCUCUUACUGCAGGUUGGUAUGUGUGAUCUGGUCCAGGUGUGACCUUGUCCUGAGUAAACUUUAAGAAGUUAUGAGCAUGAGCCAAAUUUACCUUUUUGUGUGGCAGGUGAGGCAGGACAAAAAAAUGAAAGUGUCAAUGUGAUGGCAGGCUUUUAGAAAGACACCUUUAAUCUCUAGAAUAUUGGCCAAAGUAAUCUGAACCAGGCAGGCUCAAUCACUGGACUUAUCUUCCCACUACACCACCACCACCCCUUCCCCAACCCCCAAAAUCUGCUAAUAUUUUUUUUAGAUUUUUAAGUAAUUUUUAAAGAAAAACAAUUAUGGUAGUUCAAAAACCAAAAUAACCAACAGCCCUAACGACAUGAAUGGUUCUCUGUGACUGUAGAAUAUGACCAUGGAUUCAUCCAUAUUCUUUUUUUUUGUUGUUGUUAGGGCAAUGGGGCUUAAGUGACUUGCCCAAGGUCACACAGCUAGUAAGUGUCAAGUGUCUGAGGCCGGAUUUGAACUCAGGAACUCCUGAAUCCAGGGCCGGUGCUUUAUCCACUGCGCCACCUAGCUGCCCCCAUAUUCAUUCUUAAAAGCACAUGUGUACUCUUCUUUGGCAUUCACCUACAGUCAUUGCUGAAGUCAUGAAUUCACUUUUGCUUUCCACUGUCAGUUAAAUUUUUAGAACAGAGACCAAUUUUUUUUCCCCUUUUGGCUUCAGUUAAUGAUAUCCAUGGCAAACUAAGCAACAGAUUUUUGUUUUAUUUUUAAUCUGAGGAGAAUAUUUUUAUGACUUAGUAAUUAAAUGCUUUCUCUUUCUAUUAACCAAGCUUAGCAAAGUUUAGAUACUUUCUUUUUUAAGAAAAGAAAUUGGACUCAAGCUUUUUAUGUAUGUAUAAGCCAGUAUUUUUAUUUUUGUGUCCUGAAAAAGAUCUUUUAGAAUUAUCAGUGACUUAUUUGAAAAGAAAAAUUUUGGGCCUAGUUUAUGGCUAAAUAGGGGGGUAUUCAUUGGAACAUGGUCUCAAACAGGAAGGAAGGACUAGGUGGAUAGGUUUUUGUUUUUUUAUUGUGAAUAUGUAAAACAACCAUAUUUGUUAGGGAUUUAAAAAAUCUCAGUGGCCAAACAAGAGUCUUCUUUUGCUCUGCUUAUGGAACUGGAGCCACAUUAACACCUUGGGAAGAAUGAGUUUGAGCCAGCCAUGGGCAUAUUGUAUGUACAGUCUAUUUGUUUAUAAAUGGAGCUGUUUAUGGCUACCAAACACCACCCUCUUUGUAAAGUGAAUAAAUACACAUCUUUACCCAGUG